This is a messenger RNA of Bursaphelenchus xylophilus (pine wood nematode), 2389 nucleotides long. The record is from the annotation of a GenBank genome assembly. Lineage: Eukaryota; Metazoa; Nematoda; Chromadorea; Rhabditida; Aphelenchoididae.
AUGAGGUCCUUUUUAGUCAUCUUUGGCGCUCUCUAUCUUGCUGGCGCAACUGUCGACAACGCGUUGAAAGGAUGCCCGCCGGCAAUGAACAGCUUGAGCAAGCACACUUUGGUUGCGAAGAAUGGAGCCGUGAAUCAAGAAGCCUUCAGAAUGUUGAUGACGACCCCGUUGUGUAAUACUUGUAGAAACGUAAUGGAGGAUAUCAAGCGUUUUAUAGGAAUAAUGGAAGCCACCGAAGCGGCUGUUGAAGAAGCAUACAAUGUGAGUUUUGCAACAAGGCAAUAAGGUUAUAAAAAUACCUUUAGAAAGAAUGCGAGGCAACUUUUGGAUUUUUGAUGUAUUGGCCAUGCAAACUAGUCUUUGAACCACUCAAUAAGCUCAUCGUGGACACAAUAAUUGAUAUAAAUGAUAAAAAUAACAUCACUUACGUCUGUGAGACCAUCCUUUUGUGCUAAUUAUAAGUUUAUAUUCAUAUACAUUUACGUCUAUUAAAUUUGCCGGAUACUAAUCGUAAGGUUUAUUUGUUGUUCAAAGGGAAAGCUAUUGCAUCUGGAAAUGUAUGCUUUGAUCAAAUUGACAUAGGUAUGUGAAUAGCUUGAGCAAGCACGCUUUGGUUAUGAAGAAUGGAACCGUGAAUCAAAAGGCCUUCAAUACGUUUAAAGUUCUUCUUCUUUCUAACGCCAUCCUUUUGUGCAAAGCGCGAGCUAGGAUUCUCGCAUAUAUCUUAGAAAAAAUUGGGGCUAAGGUAGUACAGCCCCCCAGUCCAGUUUAGCCCCCCAUGACCCAGUACAACCCCCCUCGUCCAUUCUCAACCCCAAAAUUUAUUUCAAAGAAUUAAUCCAAGUUUUAUGGUCCAGCACAAGCCCCCUACGUUUUAGAUGAAGCCCCCUCCGUUUUAGAAAAAGCCCCCUACGUUUUAGGCCAAGUCCCGUACGUUUUAGAUCAAACCCCCACUUACAUUUUUUUUAUUAUUCUAAUUUGUUCAUUAUGUGGGGUGUGAAACGGGCAAAACAGUGGGGGUUUGAACUACCUUUCGUGGGGGGCUCAACUACCGAAGCCCCAAAAAAUUAUUCUAAAUGUGCCAAGUUUCAUCAAAAUCUGAGCGUCGCACUUGGAGUACUUCCCCUGUAAGUCAAAAGAGGUUUGGAGAGCAGAUGCCUUAAUACAUAAAUACUACGGGACCGGCGGGGGUUUGAACCAAGAUUGCGAAGUUAGGACGUUGCGAGGCAAGUCUUCUGAAAAAUAAAGUUCAUAUAUCUUUCUCAAACACGUUCUCGGACUUUUGGAAUCUUCUCAAAACUGUCUUAAGCGGACGAAUCAAACCCUCCGCUGGAUAGGUUCAACUCUUCUAUGUCUUACUAUUAGGCUACUGUGUAUUUAUCAGCUGUCGAGACCGAAAAUCCAAAAAUGCCUACUGCACUCUUGAAAAAGUCAUAUUCAGCCUAAUCACUAAAUUGCACUUUCACAGUCCAGGCGAUAGUGAUGCCCUUACUUUUACAAACUCGACCAGUCAGUUUCGUAUCAGUUAUCGGGCAUGGUUUUCGGUUGGAAUCAUCGCAAAAUGCAUCUGGCGUACACAUAAAAAUUUACAGUAAGAUUGAGCACGGAGCGAAAUUAAAGGAGAACGUGUUUUUAGAUUGGCAAGAUUAGAUUUUUUGAAGCUCUUCUGGCUUUAACCAAAAAAUUUCACGUUCGGAAUAAUUAAAAUUUUCCGCAAAGGCUUGAAUAAUAAUAUUAAAGAAUCAAUGUAUGCAGUCAAGUUUAAUAAACAUUUUUUUACAAAUUUGAAUUCCAAUAAAGCUCUUAGUUUUCCAUAAAAACUUUAAUAAAAAGCAAAAAGUGGCAAUAAACGCCUCGAAUGUUUCUGAAAUUUAUUAAAAAAUUACCAUUAUUUCUGACUAUAUAAACACUGGUCAAGAUUACAAAGAUAUCAGUUUUGGAAAUGAGGUCCUUUUUAGUCGUCUUCGGUGCUCUCUAUCUUGCUGGCGCAACUGUCGACAACGCGUUGAAGAGAUGCCCGCCGGCAAUGAACAGCAAGCACACUUUGGUUAUGAAGAAUGGAACCGUGAAUCAAGAAGCCUUCAGAAUGUUGCUGAGCACCCCGUUGUGUGGUGUUUGUAAAGACGUAAUGGAGGAAUUAAAGCGUGCAAUAGGCAAAAUAGAAAACGACGAAGAGGCUGUUGAAGAAGCAUUCGACGUGAGUUUUGCAAUAGGGUUGUAAAAAUAAAAAUACUUUUAGAGAGAAUGCGAGGCAACUUUUGGAAUUUUGUUGUUUUGGCCGUGCAAGCUAGCAUUUGAACCACUCAAUAGACUCAUCGUGAAGUUGUUGGUGGAAGCCAAAGAUAAAAACAACAUUACUUACAUCUGCGAUACCAUCAAUAUUUGCUAA